GACAUCACCGAGCUGUCCAGGGCCAGAGGCGACAUAGUGGAGAUCAUUGGAUGGGACAGAGUCCCUAAUGUCGAACUGGGGAACAACACUGUUAACCACAACCCAAAACAGACAGUUGAACGCAAAACAACAGCCAAACUUAAUUUCCAUGACAACAGACUGGCUGGGACCAGGGUGAGGCGUAGAUUUGGUCUACGAGGACGAGGUGGUGUCUGUAUGCGGCAGGAGAGAACAGACACAGACUCUGCUAGCGAUGCUCCGUCCUGCUCCUAUAGUUGUGAUUCAGAGAGACUGAUGGCGCCUCAGGUUAACCACCUAACAGAUGCUGCCUUCAGCCUGCCUUCUAUAGGAUCUAUCAACUGGAACAUGGACCCUGCAACAACACAGACACUCCCUGGCCUUCAUCCUCCUCACACUCCCCUAAUGUUAAACCAGACCUCAGACAAUGCCAGUGCCUCAACACUAAAUGGCUACACAAGCCCAUUGACAAAUGACAGUAGUAGAGAUGGAAUCAGUAAAGGUGGUGGCGCCAAAGAGAAGCGAUUCCCAUGCUCGUUCUGUGGGAAAGCGUUCAGUUUCCCCCAACAGGUGGAGAUCCACCAGUGGAUGCACACAGGGGAGAAACCGUUCAGCUGCAACCUGUGCCGGGUCAGUUUCUCCCACUCAUCCAGCCUGAAGAGGCACCAGAGGGUCCACACAGGGGAGAAACCGUUUGGCUGCCACCUGUGCCGGGUCAGUUUCUCCCACACGUCCAGCCUGAAGAGGCACCUGAAGGUCCACACGGGAGAGAGGCCGUUCGCCUGUACGCACUGCGAGAAGAGGUUCUCAGAGAGGAGCUACCUCAGGUUACACCAGCAGAAAAUGCACACGGGCCAUGUAUAGUGACAUAUAAUGUAGUAUUAGUUUGUUUGUAGUUAAUUAUGUUGGUUUUGGAUGUAGUGGGGAGCUGGAUGGGGUGACAUGAGGGAAGAAUGAGUAUGAUAAGGCAGAGUAGAUGAUAUUGUGAUGGUUGGUGUGAUAGUGUCUGUAAAAAUGUUUCACUGAUGAAGAGUGACAACCUUAUCAUGGUGUUUGAUAAUGAGGAAAUGAUAGUGCCUUAAUUCAUGUUUACUUGGCAUAAAGUAAUGCAGCUGUGUGUACUGUAAUGUUGAACCUUUUCCAAAGUAUUCUCAAAUUCAUUUUAUCAAAUAGAAGGGUACCAGAUUUACAGAAAAUGUCAACUGUUACCAUAGUGAUACAAGUUAUUCUCCAUGUCACUAGGGCUGUUGCGGUAAUCCAGCAUUCAUGCGUCAUGACCGCAAUAAAAUUCUAUGUGACCAGUCAUGGUAAUCUCCUUUUAAGCGCUCUGGACAUAUGUUCGUAGUACCCAACUCGGUAACGAUCAUCAGGUCGCUAAUGGCCUGGUACUCAGGGCUCUAUUGCCCUUCUAGCCACUCUGACAUCAAUGCAAAUGUAAUCGAAAAUCACAUUAAACACUUAUCAUCAAAACAGUAUGUGCUUUUAAAACUCACCUCACUGUGAUUGAUUGAUCAAUUUGAAUAAAUUAGUUCAACAACAGGUUGAAUCUGAGUGGAAACAUUUUUCAUAAAAAACUGAUAAGAUAUCUUUGGUACAAAAUUGGCCUAGCCUAAAUAAAACAAAUUCAGAGUCUACAUUAUAGUGAAUUUUUAUUUGAUUUUGUAUAGCCUAGUAAUAGUUUUAUAUUUUUCAUAAUUAAUAGGCUGAUAUGUUACCUUUAGCUACAGAAUAUCUCACCACCAUGCCUUUCCAUCUCCUCCCCGCUUUCCUUCAUGCCAUUCUUCAGCGCACAGAGAGGGGAGAGGGGGGCUGUCAACAGUUUAAUGAAAUACAGCAGACAGUUUCGUUGUGAAAAUAUGUUACUAUCGAUGUUCCCUGACAGAUUUCACUUGGUUUUCCAAAUUAAGCACUGGGUAGCUGCAGGAACAGGAUUGGAGUGCCCAUGGCAUGCAGAGUUUGGGCAGAAUAUCUAUCACAUGAAGUAGUUUCCCCGAAAUGGGACCAAGCUGCGGGAAAGUGACCUCCAUUCGCUAUUCGAUACGGAUGAUAUGCAUUUUCUUCUCUUGCCCCUGUUUCUGCAAAUGUGAUAAAUGGGCCCUUCUAAAUCAAAACUCAUUUUACAUAUUAGUUCAAAUUAAAUUGAGAAUAGUCUGUUGAAAUAAUAAUCACUUGAUGAGAGCUGGCGAGAACAGCAUGUGCAGCCUGAGGCAAGGAACAGAGCACAAGCUUUUUUUUGCGACUUUCUCAAAAUCGUCAAUAGCCUAUCGUCGCAUCAUGCAGCCCAUACCUUUUGAUUUCUAAGGCAUUCUAAGGUUUGUAUCAUUCACAACUAAAGUUGCCAAAUUACAGAAAAAAUGGCAUAUAGGACCUGUUUCAAAUGAUGACUUUUAUGCUCAACAUAGACACUUCAUAUGCGCACUCCUCCGGAAUGGGAAAAAUAUAAUUUCUAUUUUAAGUUAAAUUAUAAUCUUCUUACUAUAAAAUCAUAUAAUAUAAAAUAAUGGCAUGGGACUUAUAAGCAUAUAUUGUCUGCUAAAUGAACAAGCCUACAGCAUAGCCAUAAAAUGAUUUUUAUUUUUGACAGUAUACAGUAGGGCAACUCAUUCUAUUCUGAAAUACAUUUUCUUCACAUCAUGUUUCUUUAGACUGGCCUAAAAUAAAUCAUGGCUUUGUUGUGAUGGCGUAUAUUCAAUUGAUUUAUUCUGUAUUUUUAAAUGUAGAUGUUCCCGAAGUUCAUUAGCAGCUUGUAUGCAUGGAGGGCUGGAGAUGCUCAAUGUGUUUAUGUUCAUUACUGGUCAAUUACCAUGAGACCAGCAGGCUUUUGCAUGACAACCAGCUGACAAAAUGUCAUGACCACCACAGCCCUACUCAUUGUUUUGUGCAAUAAAAAGUACUGUACUUUACAUUGUGAGUGUAUUACCAUUUUGUUGAAAUAAAAUACAAAAUUGA
Molecule: messenger RNA, 2967 nt
Organism: Salvelinus fontinalis (brook trout)
Lineage: Eukaryota; Metazoa; Chordata; Actinopteri; Salmoniformes; Salmonidae
Product: gastrula zinc finger protein XlCGF49.1-like
Exons: 1
Coding region: 217-882 (221 amino acids)
Biological process (GO): regulation of transcription by RNA polymerase II; central nervous system development
Cellular component (GO): nucleus
Molecular function (GO): DNA-binding transcription factor activity, RNA polymerase II-specific; RNA polymerase II cis-regulatory region sequence-specific DNA binding
Source: RefSeq, a predicted model, not a curated record